GUACGUUUACAGCUCCGGGAAACGCCCACCGAACGGAAUGUUUUUGGGAUUUGUUGUUGAGCAGAGGAAGGAAGUUUCGGGUACUCCGACGUAAGUUCUUGUUUUGACCCUCAAACUUUAAUAAUAUAACAUUUUUUUCGUGAUUUAAAUUCGUAUAAAGCGGUAUUUCACCGCUGUCUGGAAAGCCCCUCAGCGUAUUUUGUGUUAAGGCUUAAGCUAGCAAACAUGAAGCAAUAGCUAAUAACCGUUUUAGCACUAGCUGGUCAGCUAGUGACACUUCAGCUUCAGUAUGGAUUGCAGUGCGCUGGAAGUGGACGCUGUGAAAUUUGCAAAGUCAGCGGUGUUACACGACCAGAAAGGGAAAUACAAUGAAGCUAUCUUCUUUUACAAGGAGGCAGCCCAAGCUCUUAUCUAUGCUGAUAUGGCAGGGUCUAAACUGGAUAACAUUCAGGGAAAGGUGAAUGAGUACCUGGACCGAGUACAGGCUCUGCUCAAUGCUGUUCAAGCUCAAAGCAAUGACCCAUUAAAGACCAAGCAUCAGCUGGAGCUGGAGCGUUCAUACUUUUUGGUAACCCAGGCUUUUGAGGAGGAUGAGAAGGGAAACAGUGAUGAAGCCAUUGAGCUCUACACUCAGGCUGUGGAACUGUGCAUACAAGCAUCCAAUGAGACUUCGGAUCAAGCGCUGCAGGGCAAACUGAAGCAGUUAGCUCGCCAGGCACUGGACAGGGCAGAGGGACUAAAAAAUGCCCUUUCAAAAUCCCAAGACAAGGCCACUUCAUCUAAUGCAAAAGCUUCUGCCCCUGUGAGGCAGUACCAACCCCUGGGUCCAGAUUUCUCCCUCAAUGACAAGCCACAGCCAGUGCGAGCAGUCCAGUCUAGUGAGCCACAGGGCCAGCGCUACACACAAGAGGAGAUACAAGUACUCAGGAAGACUUCCAAGAUAAAUGGAAUUGAAUAUGUCCCGUUUAUGAAUGUUGACCUAAGGGAACGCUUUGCCUUUCCUGUUCCGUUUUCGGAUAAAUGUGGAAAGCUGGCCCUAUCUCCUAAACAGAUGGCCAUCUUCUCUCGCUGGGUUCGACCUGAUGACAUUUGCAACAAUCCCACCAUGAUUUUCACUGUGUCGAGCUUCAGCAUUAAACAGACUGUGGUGUCAGACUGUUCUUUUGUUGCCUCUUUGGCAAUCAGUGCAGCAUAUGAGAGACGGUUCAACAAGAAGUUAAUCACGAGUGUUAUUUAUCCUCAGAAUAGAAGAGGUGAGCCAGAGUAUAACCCAUGUGGGAAAUACAUGGUGAAACUGCACAUCAAUGGGGUCCCUAGAAAGGUGAUCAUUGAUGAUUUCCUCCCAGUGGACCGCAAUGGUGAGCUGCUCUGCUCCUACUCAAGUAACCGAAAUGAGCUGUGGGUUUCCCUCAUAGAGAAAGCCUACAUGAAGGUGAUGGGUGGAUAUGAUUUCCCUGGCUCCAACUCUAAUAUUGACCUGCAUGCGCUGACUGGCUGGAUUCCAGAACGCAUUGCUAUGCACUCAGACAAUCAGUCCUUUAGCAAGGACGACACCUUUCGCAUGCUUAACCAAAGGUAUCACAAAGGAGAUGUCCUAAUCACUGUAGCGACAGGUGUGAUGACAGAGGAAGAAGGGGAGAGGUGGGGCUUAGUGCCCACACAUGCCUAUGCUGUUUUAGACAUCAGGGAAUACAAGGGGAAGCGUUUCCUGCAGCUGAAGAACCCUUGGAGCCAUCUCCGGUGGAAGGGCCGCUACAGCGAGUGGGAUGAGAAGAACUGGACACCAGAUCUACUAAAGUACCUCAAGUUUGACCCCAAAACUGCACAAAAAUUUGAUAAUGGUGUGUUCUGGAUCAUCUGGGAAGACUUAUGUCAGUACUAUGAUGUCAUCUACCUGAGCUGGAAUCCUGCUCUGUUCAGAGAGUCCACCUGCAUACACAGUAGCUGGGAUGGAAAACAAGGUCCAGUGAAAGAUGUAUAUAGUUUGGCCAAUAACCCUCAGUACAAGCUGGAGGUUCAGUGUCCACAAGGUGGAGCUGCAGUGUGGGUGCUGCUAACAAGACACAUCACAGACAAGGAUGACUUUGCUCAAAACCGGGAGUUCAUCACUUUAGUAGUUUACAAGAAUGACGGCAGGAAGGUUUAUUAUCCAAGUGACCCUCCCCCUUAUAUUGAUGGCAUCAGGAUCAACAGCCCACAUUACCUGACCAAGAUUAAACUGACCAGUCCAGGCACUCACACAUUUACACUAGUUGUGUCUCAAUAUGAAAAACAAAAUACCAUCAACUACACAUUAAGGGUCUACUCAUUGUGCAAGUUUAAUUUCUCCAAAAUUUCAUCACCCUUCAACCACACAAAAAGGUUAAAUGGCCAGUGGAAAGGGAUCAGUGCAGGAGGCUGCAGCAACUAUAAGGACACCCACAAGCAUAACCCAAUCUACCAAUUCAACUUGGACAAAUCCGGACCUCUGCUCAUUGAGCUUCGAGGCUCUAGGCAGUACAGCGUGGGAUUCGAAGUCUUGACUGUGUCGACCGUAGGAGAUACAGGGACUUCAGGCAUCCAGAAAAAGGGAAGUGGAGAUUACAGGUGUGGUUUCUGCUAUAUGGAGCUGGAUCAUGUCCCUGCCGGCAUCUACAAUGUCAUCCCUACCACUUUCCUGCCAAACCAAGAAGGACCCUUCUUCCUAGAUUUUUUCAGUGCAACUCCUCUUCGAGUGUCUCAGCUACAGUGAUGACUCGGUAGCCAAUAUUAUAAGCUGUUACAGCACAGAAGAUCGAAGUACAAAGUCUUCUCUCAGAUCAGUUUCCUACUGGUAUAGACAUGCCUUCUGUCUUUCUGUUCUCGUGAGUUGCUUCAUUGUCAAAGUGUAUAGUCAAAACAGAUCAUCACAGACUGUUUACUUGGCACUCUCUGGUAGGCCUGGCUCUCACUGUCAUUGUACAAUGCUUGGAAUGAGCUAUUAAUCAGUAAGGAACACAUGCUCCAAAACGAUGCACUAAAUUGUGAUGACGACAUGGAUGCAUACAUAUUUAUUUUAUUCCACUCAGGAGAUUGCAAUAAACUGUUGAAAUCUA
This is a messenger RNA of Hemibagrus wyckioides, 3074 nucleotides long. It is a transcript of the gene capn7, whose product is annotated as calpain 7. Lineage: Eukaryota; Metazoa; Chordata; Actinopteri; Siluriformes; Bagridae. Gene Ontology annotation, molecular function: calcium-dependent cysteine-type endopeptidase activity. Gene Ontology annotation, biological process: proteolysis. The transcript has 21 exons. The record is from RefSeq and is a predicted model, not a curated record. Bases 290 to 2731 code for a protein of 813 amino acids.